Suhomyces tanzawaensis NRRL Y-17324 is the source of this 1503-nucleotide messenger RNA. RefSeq lists its product as uncharacterized. The transcript has 2 exons. Lineage: Eukaryota; Fungi; Ascomycota; Pichiomycetes; Serinales; Debaryomycetaceae. Gene Ontology annotation, molecular function: ubiquitin binding. The record is from RefSeq and is a predicted model, not a curated record. Bases 1 to 1503 code for a protein of 500 amino acids.
AUGGUGAAUGGAAAGACAAUAUCCGACAUUCUCACCCAGAAAGGGGUGCCCACGAUCAUCGCCAACCCAAACUACGAAUCGCCUCCUGACACCAGCGUCAAUGAAGGCUCGCUGAAAAAUCGAGCCUCCACCGAGGACAACCACUACAAUGCUACGUUUUUCCUCAACGACGAGGACUAUACCCGAUUUGUCUACGAUGAGUUGGACGAGGACGAGGAUUUCCUCGACUUAGUAGACAAGUUGGCCGAUUUGUUCCCCACAUACAGAAGAACCGAGUUGAAGAUCCGGGUCAAGUUGAGUGAAGACAUCGACGUGCUCGUAGAAGAGCUCUUCUUGGAACAGGAGACCAACGAAUUGGUCGAGGCAGUGCGUGCCGAAGAAAGCUCGAUAAUAGUCGAGCAGCAAAAGCCCGUUUAUUCCCCAGCAGUGUAUCAACUAAAGGAUAUAUUCCCCACAAUCGACAACGACACACUCAAGUUUGCCCUAGAUGAAGCACACGGCGAUUUGCAGAUAGCAACAGACAACCUUCUCACCGGUACUGUGUCAUCAUUCAAGCCUGCCGAACCUGUCACAGGCAGUGUAUGGGGGUCGAUACAAGAAACCGCCAGCAAAUUGAGCAGCAUUACUGAGAUUCCUUUAAGUGAUGCCACCAGCUUUUUACAUGCCAGAAAUGGUAACUUUAUAGAGAGUUUAAUAGCGGUGGUCCUCACAUACACAAGGAACCCUCUAGUGGCAUCCACGGCACCUAGAGAGCAAAUACCUCGAGGAGGAAGAGUCCAAAGAGGCGGUGCCAAAAUUGCAGGUAGAGUGGGGAACGGAACUCCCGUUCCAGUGCCAGUGCCGUCUCAAAGUUACCGAUUCAGCCCACAAAGUGGGGAGUAUCAAGAAUUAUUGGCCUUGUUGCGCAGCAAUGCCCAAUUUAGAGGAAUUGGCAUGCGGUUUUGUGAAAAGGCGUUGGUGCUCUUCAAUGGAAACCCGUUUAAAGUGAUCGAUAUAUGCCGUAUGGUGGUUGAGUACAACUGUGAGCAUUUGACCAAGAAGAAGUCAGUACCUGUUGUACCAAAGGCUCUCGUUCUGGGAGUCAAAAUGGCGCCACCAGAAAACCCAAACUUGAGUAACCAAUUUGCUAGAUUUAGAACCAAAUCCAGGGUGAUCAACGAGCCAGAGAGACAAACGCAGAGUGAACGUUUGGCUGGAUUUCAACGUACAGGAGAAAUAGAUUUGCAUGGACUUAAAGUCACCACAGCAAUUCUUGUCACCCAAAAGGCGUUGAUUUCUUGGUGGAGCAAGGAAAUCUCUGCCAGAGAAUAUGAAGGAAACCUUCGUCGGUACGGAAGCAAAGCCGUUUUCGAGGGUCCUGCGAGGAUCAUCACGGGGAGAGGACUUCAUUCCGUAGGGGGUAUUCCUGUGAUUAAGAUGGGAAUAAAGAACUAUCUUACCAAGAAUAGAUAUGUCUACGAAGAGCUCGUGGGAAGUUAUGUUGUGUUGGGGAAGAGAAAUUAG